AUGCGUUUAGCGACAUUGCCACCCAAUAACGGCGAUAGUUUUCCGCAAGUCCCUCGCUCCUCUCCCCAGAUCCACCCGCACCAUGGCCUCUCUCCCCCUGCCGCUCCCUCGCCUCCUGCUCCUCACCAGCCUGCCUUGCUCGUCUUCUCAGGUGGCACUGCAUUCAAUGGUGUCGUGGAAGAGCUGAAAAGGCUGACAAUUAGAGUUGCACAUGUUCUUCCCGUUUCUGAUGAUGGUGGAAGUACGGCAGAGAUUGUUCGUGUGCUUGGUGGUCCUGCUGUUGGGGACAUACGCUCCAGAUGCUUGAGAUUGUCCGAUGAAAGCACAUGUGAGGCUGUUGCUGUGAAAAGAUUGCUCGGACACCGAUUACCUCUUGAUUCUCUGCAAGCAAAAUUGGAAUGGUACGAAAUUGUUGAAGGGGAUCAUUUAUUAUGGACAGGGGUAUCGAAACCUUACAGGGAAACAAUACGUGCAUUUCUUGUUUAUUUUCAGAACCAGAUCCUUCAAAGGUCAAGUGAAGCAUUUUGUUUCAAAAAUGGAAGUAUCGGGAAUUUUUUCUUUGCUGGAGCACGGAUAUUCUUUCAAUCCUUAGAUGCGGCAAUAUUUUUAUUUUCUCGUGUCUCACAUAUUCCCACAGAAAGCCUUGUUCUUCCGGUAAUAACCACCAAUGAUCGACUUACCUUGGGCUGUGAAUUGUGGGAUGGAACUGUAAUAAGAGGCCAAAAUGAGAUCUCUCAUCCAGCAAACAGUCAAAUUGAUACUGUAAUUAAGUGUGGCUCAUUAAUCCCAUCACUUCCAUCAAGAAUAAAACGGGUGUUCUACUUAUCAAGUGAGGGAAAUAAUCUAUUACAUGAAGUAUUUCCCAAUGUCAACCCUAUGGUUCUGGAGCAGUUAAGAAAAGUGGACUGUAUAAUUUAUGCUAUGGGCUCUUUAUUUACAUCAGUUUGCCCAUCAUUGGUAUUGCACGGGGUUGGGGAGAUAAUUUCUUCCAGAUCAUGUCUGAAGGUGCUUAUGCUGAAUGGUUCUCAUGAUAGAGAAACUGCUGGGUUAUCUGCUUCCGGAUUUGUGACAGCGAUCACUGAUGCUUUAAACCAUACACACGGGAAUCCUCUUAAGCAUCUCAAUAAUCUUCCUGACGCAUAUGUUAAUGCCCUUUUAGUGCCGAAGGAUGGUGAGGUUACUGUUGAUAUUGAUUGCUUGGCUACUCAAGGAAUCUUCCAUGUGGUGACAGUUGAUUCUGUAUUUGAAGAUAAAGUAGGAAGGAUUUUUGAUCCAGCAUCCUUGAUCCAUGCUCUUUCUGAUCUAAUACACGACUACAGAAGGACACAUGAUGAUGUUACAUAGAAGGCAUUCAAGAGCCAAGAAUAGAAGGAAACUGUGAUCAAACUUAUCUGGCUGAAAAUAGUUUCUUGAGUACGACACUUUCACAUCGGUAACGGUGUUUCAUUCUUAUUGUUGUUCCUCAGUGUUAUCCACGUCGUCCUUGUCUGAUUUAUUCUGCCAUUAUCGUGCCAUUCUUUCAGUCACUACAAAGGUUUGUCUGAAAUUUUUUUCGAUCGAGACAUGAUCGUUAUAAGAUGGACGCUGCUGGUGUGGCAUUUCAUGCAUGCAUGCGCACUUGGGCGUGCGCACCAGGGAUGACUAUGUUGUACCAUGUAAAUGCCUAAUCCAUGUGAACCAUCUGUUGGAAAAGGAACAAUAAGCAGAUACAAUUCGGUCCAACUCCUCGCAAAGUUUAUGGAGUGGAAAGAUCCUUAGUGAGCUUGUUAGAAUAUAAGUAAAACGUUUUUGCAAUUUUAUAUUUAA
Molecule: messenger RNA, 1806 nt
Organism: Nymphaea colorata (pocket water lily)
Lineage: Eukaryota; Viridiplantae; Streptophyta; Magnoliopsida; Nymphaeales; Nymphaeaceae
Exons: 14
Coding region: 1-1344 (447 amino acids)
Molecular function (GO): LPPG:FO 2-phospho-L-lactate transferase activity
Source: RefSeq, a predicted model, not a curated record